CCGCUUUACGGCAAACAGCUGAUCGGAAGUGGAGAAGAGGCUGCAAGUGCGCAUCGGAAAAUUGUAAACGGGCAGCGGUCGCUAUCGAUUAUUGGUCAAUAUCACACUGAUCAGACGUGAAAGGAAAUGAGUCGAGCGGAAGUGAAGAUUGACUUCCGGCCCGGCAGCGUCCAACUGCUCCAGGAGCAGGGGGCCGUGCCCGCUCCGAGGGUCCUGGUGACCGGGGCGACCGGGCUUCUAGGACGGGCCGUCUACCGGGAGUUCCAGACCCACGACUGCUUCGUUAUUGGAACGGCCUACAGGAGGGCUAGACCCAGACUCCUGCGGUGUGACCUCACAGACGAGGACGCCGUCCGGGGACUCCUCGACCAUUGCAAGCCCGACGCCAUCGUCCACUGUGCGGCGGAGCGUCGUCCCGAUGUGGUGGAGCGACACAUGGAGGCGGCCGUCAACCUGAACGUGCACGCCACGAGCGUGCUGGCCAGAGAAGCGGCGGCGUUGGGAGCGUUCUUCCUGUACAUCAGCACCGACUACGUGUUCGAUGGAAGGAACCCCCCCUACGGAGAGGACGACGUCCCCAACCCGCUCAACUUGUACGGGCGCAGCAAACUGGAAGGGGAGAGAGAGGCGCUCAGACGCUGUCCAGGUGCGGCCGUGCUGCGGGUGCCUGUGCUCUUCGGGGACGUGGAAACGCUGACAGAGAGCGCCGUCACGUCGCUUUGGCUAAAAGUCCAGGAGGUGGCGACGGAGAGCUGCACGCUGGAUCAUUCCCAGCAGAGGUUCCCCACGCACGUCCGAGAUGUCGCCGUCGUCUGCAGAAAAGUUUGCGAGAGAGCGAGACAGGACGCCUCUGUCAGGGGAAUCUUUCAUUUUUCCGCCAAGGAGCAGAUGACCAAAUACGAGAUGGCGGUGGCCAUGGCGAGGGCCUUCAAUCUGCCGUCCAGCCAUCUCAUUCCCCUGACGGAGCAGCCGGCGGCGGCGGCGGCCCUCCGUCCCGUCAACAGUCGCUUGGAAUGUUCUCGUCUGGAGCUGAUGAACCUCAGUGUGGAACCACGACCUUUCACCUCCGCCAUCACUGACUGCCUGUGGCCCUUCACCCCGGACAAGCGCUGGAGGCAGACUGUGUUCCACUGACACGCACACACACACGCACACACACACACACACACACACACACACACGCCCUACCUGUGCUGAGAGGAGAGUUAGUUAUGAGGAUAAAUGUUCCAAUGCUAAUCUUAUGAAGAAGAAAAGCGAUCAGUAAGAAAUGAUUGACAAUAAAAGUACUUAUUUAUUGCAAGUAAAUACACAUUCCAUACACAAUGAAAGUACUUAUUUAUUGCAAGUAAAAUACACAUUCCAUACACAACGAAAGUACUUAUUUAUUGCAAGUAAAUACACAUUCCAUACACAAUAAAAGUACUUAUUUAUUGCAAGUAAAAUACACAUUCCAUACACAAUGAAAGUACUUAUUUAUUGCAAGUAAAAUACACAUUCCAUACACAACGAAAGUACUUAUUUAUUGCAAGUAAAUACACAUUCCAUACACAAUGAAAGUACUUAUUUAUUGCAAGUAAAUACACAUUCCAUACACAAUGAAAGUACUUAUUUAUUGCAAGUAAAAUACACAUUCCAUACACAAUGAAAGUACUUAUUUAUUGCAAGUAAAUACACAUUCCAUACACAAUGAAAGUACUUAUUUAUUGCAAGUAAAUACACAAUAAAAGUACUUAUUUAUUGCAAGUAAAUACACAUUCCAUACACAAUGAAAGUACUUAUUUAUUGCAAGUAAAAUACACAUUCCAUACACAAUGAAAGUACUUAUUUAUUGCAAGUAAAAUACACAUUCCAUACACAACGAAAGUACUUAUUUAUUGCAAGUAAAUACACAUUCCAUACACAAUAAAAGUACUUAUUUAUUGCAAGUAAAUACACAUUCCAUCCAGUCAAAGGAUCCCUCAAGGAGAUCCUGAACCUGGAAGUACCACCACUACCAUGUUCUUCCUCAUCCCAUAGGAGUGCACUUCAGGUACCACUCAUGUGUCCGCUACGUUUGAAGACGUCGUCCAAGCAGACAUAAGUGGGGGCAGAAGA
This is a messenger RNA of Doryrhamphus excisus (bluestripe pipefish), 2094 nucleotides long. It is a transcript of the gene mat2b, whose product is annotated as methionine adenosyltransferase 2 non-catalytic beta subunit methionine. The record is from RefSeq and is a predicted model, not a curated record. Gene Ontology annotation, molecular function: methionine adenosyltransferase regulator activity. Gene Ontology annotation, cellular component: methionine adenosyltransferase complex. Gene Ontology annotation, biological process: S-adenosylmethionine biosynthetic process. Lineage: Eukaryota; Metazoa; Chordata; Actinopteri; Syngnathiformes; Syngnathidae.